Molecule: messenger RNA, 501 nt
Organism: Striga asiatica
Lineage: Eukaryota; Viridiplantae; Streptophyta; Magnoliopsida; Lamiales; Orobanchaceae
Source: the annotation of a GenBank genome assembly
AUGCCGCCGAAGUUCGAUCCCUCUCAGGUGGUCGACGUCUUCGUCCGCGUCACCGGCGGCGAAGUCGGGGCGGCGUCCUCCCUCGCCCCCAAAAUCGGCCCGCUCGGCCUAUCCCCGAAAAAAAUCGGCGAGGACAUCGCCAAGGAGACGGCCAAGGACUGGAAGGGCCUCCGCGUGACCGUCAAGCUCACGGUCCAGAACCGCCAGGCGAAGGUCACCGUGGUGCCGUCGGCCGCGGCGCUGGUCAUCAAGGCGCUGAAGGAGCCGGAGCGUGACCGGAAGAAGACGAAGAACAUCAAGCACAACGGCAACAUCUCGCUCGACGACGUCAUCGAGAUCGCGAAGGUCAUGCGCCCGCGCUCCAUGGCGAAGGACUUGAGCGGCACUGUGAAGGAGAUCCUGGGAACGUGUGUUUCCGUUGGCUGCACCGUGGACGGGAAGGAUCCGAAGGAUUUGCAGCAGGAGAUUGCUGAUGGAGACGUGGAGAUUCCUCUGGACUGA